AGGAGAGCUCCCAGUGGACGUCAGCUGGCUGAGCAGAGCAGCAGGAGAAGAAGGAGAAGGUGUUACUGCUGGAGACAUAUACUGUUUUUGUUUGGCAGGGAGGAAUCACACUAUAAGUUUAAGUGUAGACAUGUUUGACACUUCUCACUAUCCAUUCAACUGUUUCAACUAUGAUGGAGACGCGUACGCUUCCUGUAGCACAGACCAGGAGAAGAAGAUGUGCCGGCCCGCCUACAGCUACAUUGCCCUGAUCGCCAUGGCGAUCCAGCAGAGUCCCGAACAGAGGGUUACCCUGUCAGGCAUCUAUGAGUUUAUCAUGAGGAGGUUCCCAUACUACCGCUCCAACCAGAGAGCCUGGCAGAACUCCAUCAGACAUAACCUAUCGCUCAACAGUUGCUUCAUCAAGGUUCCCAGGACGGAGGGAAACGAGAAAGGAAAAGGAAACUUUUGGACUUUUGCCACAGGAUGCGAAUCCAUGCUUGACCUCUUUGAAAACGGCAACUUCCGGCGUCGGAGGCGCAGGCGGAACAUGAAAAUCAGCCUUCGCGAUUCAGGAGAGGCUCCGCUCCGGCCUGCGGAAAGCCAUGGCAAGCAGCUCGCGCCUGCGGUCCGCCGCCCCGAGGCGGACUCUACCCUUUGCCCUUUAAACCCCGAGAGGCCUCGGCCGUGCCCCACGCCUAACCCCCUCGCCCCGAAACCGGAGUCAGAGAUCAAGUUCAGCAUUGACUACAUCCUGUCUACGCCGGACCCACCCGUGCCUGGGAUCAGAUCCUCCCACAUAAGCCCUGUGCACAUAGGCCCGGCAGGACCACACAUACAUGUUCUGGAGCCCCAACACCUGAACCUGCACUUCUGGACCCUGUGAGGUCAAAACUGGCACAAACUGGGAGGACGUCCAAAGACAAUAGUCAUUUAAUUGACUUGAAACUGUAAUUAAAUGAGCGACAAAGUAGAAAGGUACAGUUCAUUAUGUUGGCUUGCAACACAGAAAGACAAAAAGAACAACACUGAAUUCAUAUUGUCAUUCAUGCAUACAGUAUGCACAGAGCAGCGUGUGACCGUCGACGGUAGUCUUCCAUACACAUACAGUACAUGAGAUGAAAUACUGUGGGGUUGUUUUGACAUUUACUGGAUUAUUUUGGAUCAAAAACCUUUAUUUUCUUCCUCCUUUCACCAAAGCAUAGUUUAAAUUAAAAUUUAAACUAUAAGAUUUUUCAAUUACUGUCUUUUGUUGACACAAAGUCAAGCGGAACAAAUAGCAAAAUAUCUGCGGAAAAUGUUGAUGGUUAUCAAUCAUAUACCAUGUUCAGAAGAUAGAAUGUCCAAGUUUUCCCAACAUUCACACAUAAACUGUACUGUACACAUGGUUUAAUUACUGGCAGUACAUACAAGAUGCAACUGAAGUUAUUCACAUAGGUAAUUUAAAAAAAAAAAAAAAAAUGUAUACUAAGGUAAACGGUACUGAGACUUUAAUGUGUUGAGACAAAUUAAAACCUAUAAAAUCAUACAAAAAGCUGAGUCUCAUAAAAUAUUCAAAAUCAACUAUUUUCCAAAACCAGUGUAAUCAUUUUCAUACUUAUUUUGAACAUACUAAAAUAUAAACAGUAUAUAAUAGUUUUUGGGCAGCAUGGUGUAAUAUGGUGGUUAGCACAUUUGCCUCCCAAUUCUGAGGUUCUUUGUCUGAAUCUCGGCUCAUUCCUUCCUGUGUGGCGUGUGCAUUUUGUCCCCGGGCUUACGUGGGUUUUCCCCGGGUACUCCGGCUUCCUCCCACAUUCCAAAAACAGGAAUAAUAGGAUCAGUGGAGACUCGAAAUUGUCAUUAGGUGAGUGUGACUGGCAGUUUGUCCAUAUGUGCACUGCUCAUUUGUGACCCUGAUAAGGACAAGCACUAAAAUGAUGGAUAAAUGUUAGUUUCCUACUCAAAACAGUGGACUACAUUUUCUAUGAAAUUCUGCUACGAUCCUCAUUCUUCAUGUCAGUACAUUUUGGGUAAAUUGUGUCAAAAGUGGGGUCUAGUGGUACAUUUGCUUGACUUCAGGGCAGGCCGCGUGAUUCCGUUUCCACUUAGUGAUGGUGUGAACGUGAGGGUGAAUCGUGGUCUUUCUCUUCUCUAUAUGUGGCCUGUGAUUGACUCAAAAAUAGCUGACAACCUAAACAUUAAAGCUACAUGAAAGUUGUUUAUGCUGAAAACUGUGCUAAGGAACAACUCGAACCUUUUAUGGCAUCCUUGUGCUAUUUUGAACAUGUUACCAAAUUAUAGUACUUCCUCCACUAAGGCGACAUAGCAAAAUAAUAUGUUCAUACUCUUGACUAUUCCAUGCAGAACAAGUUGUAGAUAUCUAUCAAUACUUAUCAAUAUCAAGCCAUCCAUUUUCCAUAGCUUGCCCUCAUUAGGGUUGCAUUUUAGAUGGAGCCUAUUCCAUCUGAUUUUGAGCAAAGGGGAAAUUGCCUACAGUGUGUUGACCAACAAACAUUCACACCAAUAGGUAAUUUACUCUUCAAUGAACUGGUUUUGGAAUGUGGAAGAAAUGGUGAAAAUACACACCACACAGGUGGCCCUGAACUGAGAUUCGAACCCAGAACCUCUUGAAUGUGAAGCACACAUGCUUACCCCUUUUCACCGGGGUGCCCAUACAGAUUAAUAUACAGCGGUGCCUUGAGAUACGAGUAAUUUGUUGCGUGACAGUUGAAUCGUAAAUGAUCAUUUCCCAUUGAAAUGAAUGGAAAUAACAUUAUUCCGUUACAGCCUUCCCCCUGAAAGAAAUAAAAAAUAAAAUUGUUAUAACUUGUACUUUAAUGAGUAAAAUAGCACCCCAUUACAUUGUGCUUCAUAAAAACAUACAGUAAUGACAUAAGUAAAAGGAAUUAAAAAUAAUUAAGCCGUUUUUGUCACACUGCAUCAGUAGAAUGGCCAUUGUGCUGCUCUUUCUGGUGUGCCCACCUUGCCCACCAGUAGAAGCCAGACAGAGAUACUAUAUACCGAUAUACUGUUCAUUGAGAUGGGCCACUCGUCAUAGUUCAUCAGUACGCCACUAAUAUUAGUUGUUCUAUGCAUAGGAUAAAGAACAUAUGACUGAGUAGUGUUAUAUUUUCUGUAAAUCUGUUGCUUAAAAGGUUAUAGCACCACAACAUCCAAGUUGAUGCUAUUCGGUGGUAGCAUUAAGCUAGCAGACCGAAAGGUGAAGCUAUGUGGUUUUAAAUACACAAAGUGAAAUUUGCUUUGUUUGAUGUUUAGUUUGACAGUAAACUUCAACAGGGAGUGUCAAUAAACAGCUUGAGGCCUCUUUUUUGAAAAUGUGUUCACUAUUUGCCAAACUGCUGCUUAAUGUGAAAUCUCUGCCACCAUACAGUGCUCAUAAAUCUGAAGUCUACGCUUGCAAGUCAAAGCAAAAAAAAUCUUCCGAACGACAGCUCGUAAGUCGAGUUACUCAUAUUUCAAGGCCCCACUGUAGUUUAGAUGAACUUGAAAGUGGCGUUUUGUCAGUAGGAAUGUUAGUUUUCUGGAAUGCAGUGGGGGGAAAAAAUGCACAAAGGCAUCUCAAAAUUAAUAUGUAGCGUGCAGGCGGACAUGACGGCAGCCUGUUACGACCCCGCUUGCCACGCCUCCUGCCAAAUUUAAUUCUUUGUUGGUGACCUUUGGAAAUCCUGAUUGACUGACACUUAAAUUCUAAUCCACUCGCUCCUUAUUAUAACACAUGAUAUGCACCUUUUUUGCUAAUGAAAACAAACAAACAAAAAACAGGUCUGGCAAACACAUAUUUCCUACGUGAGGGAGAUCAAUCAUACUUGUGUGCUGCUGAAGGGACAUUUUUCAAUUUAACCUUCAUAUAAUGUGUUGACUACAUCAGAGAACACACUUAACAUGAGUGGCAUUUAAUAUAGCAUAACACUUGCAAGGUGAGGCCCAGAUGUGACCCUAUUUAAAUAGUGAGGGGGGUUGUGGCUGAGCUUUAACAACGUUGUCCCCCCCACCCCCAUUUCCUUUAUACACACGCCAACAAACCCCUGAUGCUAUUCUAAUUAAACACAACUUCUGCCUCUUUUACAAAUGCCCCUCAUCGAUCUGCGGGAUUUUGUGUGUGUGCGUGAGGUGCCCCCCAGCAAACGUCUGCAGCAGCGCGAGUUUAUGGAUCAGCAAGUUUCCAUUAAGAAAGUUGUUGACGUCGAAUAGCAGGCCACGCCGUGGAUAUAUUUGGGUAAAUUAACUUAGCAUAAAGUGCUCCGAGGCUACAGGGGCCAGUACCAACUUGAAAAGUCGACAUAUUGUGCUGUGAGAGAUUGGGAGAAUGUGGCACUACUGGCCUAUUAAAUAACCACACGCCCUUAAAAUCCUGCAGUAUCUUGAGUCAUAAUUGCUGACGCCGAUCACACUUUCCAUUUAGAUGUUGAUAACUUCAUUAAAUGCGUAAAAUGAGCACCUCUGGGUGAGAGGAAGUAAGUGUUGCAGGUCAGAUUGAAGCCAUUGAUGUGCGUCGUUAAUAAAAUCAUAAACACAAAUGGGUCAUUUAGUUUGAAGUGAUUAUAAUGAAGCUGUGUCAGAAUUGGGUAGGAUAAAAAAUUGACAAUUAUUUAUAUUAGUUGUGAUGAGGAUGUUUUCUUCACAGUAUGAUGCAGGGAAUUAAAGAGAAUUAUGGAAAGCCGUUUGAGCAUUUAUUCGAUAUACUUGAUAUCCAUCUUAAGGUCCAUGUACUAGUACACUCUUUUUCCUUACAAGUAAAACCAGACACGUGCACACAUUUUAUGAGGGCAGUUCCUCAAGCUAAAAAAGGGCACCCAUUGCAAAAAGUAUUCACACAAUUAAGAAAAUCAGUACUAUUUAACUUGUAUUUGACUAUGUAUUUAUUUCUGUUAACACAAUCAACAGUCCAUAAUACCACU
Phyllopteryx taeniolatus (common seadragon) is the source of this 4877-nucleotide messenger RNA. It is a transcript of the gene foxl3, whose product is annotated as forkhead box L3. Gene Ontology annotation, molecular function: RNA polymerase II cis-regulatory region sequence-specific DNA binding; DNA-binding transcription factor activity, RNA polymerase II-specific. The transcript is spliced from 3 exons. Gene Ontology annotation, biological process: regulation of transcription by RNA polymerase II; anatomical structure morphogenesis; cell differentiation. The coding region runs from base 131 to 865 and encodes 244 amino acids. The record is from RefSeq and is a predicted model, not a curated record. NCBI's taxonomy places the organism in Eukaryota, Metazoa, Chordata, Actinopteri, Syngnathiformes, Syngnathidae.